UUGCCUCAUUUUGCUCCAGCCGCUUUAUUGUCUUGAAAUGUAACUCCUAACUCAUGAAAGGACUCAUAUCUGCCUCCAGUCUCCCUGUUGGGAGCGAUCUGAGCUGAAGUUGCGCGCGGACGGACAGCCGAGCGUGUCUCUCCAGGGGAGCGAAGUGUAAGAUCCCACUCCACUCCACGCAGAUUCUACAGGAGCACGUUUAAGAACUGCUUUUGACACGAUCUGAAGCGCAGAUGAGCGGGAUGACAGACGGAUCUGAGGCUUUUUUCGCUGUUGGAAAAUGACUAUAAGCGUCGGUGAGCUUUCCAUGAUGGUGAGGAGAUGCCCUGUCACUUUCAAACCAUUCAGGAUCUUUGUGGUCGGGGUCGGCUUCUUCAGCCUUUGCUUUCUAAUGACCUCUCUCGGGAGCCAGUUUUCAGCCAAGCGACCAGGAGACUCCCCGUUCACCACACGAGCUGAAGUUCUCAGUGGCCAGGAAUCUCGCGGGGUGCUGAGGAAAAUUAGUGACAUGCUAGAGAUGAUUAUGAAAAGGAUGGAUGCAAUGUCUAAGUUGGGCAACACCACUAACACCCACAGGCUGGAUGAACUCAGCUCGGCCCUGGACAGGUUUCAGCCGAUGGGGCUGGUGGACAGGAUCCAGGCCAUAGCCCAGAACAUGUCCGACAUGGCCGUGCGGGUUGAGCAGAUCCUGCAGCGCAGCAUGGCCAACAGCCGAGGUAAAGAUGGGGUCUUUGGAUCCUGUGAGACUCCCAAGGAUCCCCAUUAUCCAGACUGCACCAGCAAGAUGGAUUGGAUGCGUGCUCGCUGGACCUCGGACCCCUGCUAUGCAUUCUACGGUGUCGACGGCUCUGACUGCUCCUUUCUCAUCUAUCUGAGUGAAGUGGAGUGGUUCUGCCCCCCGCUGCCCUGGAGGAACCAAACUGCUACACCCACUCUGAAGCCUCUUCCCAAAAAGCAGGCUGUUUUCCAGUCCGAUAUUGGGAGUCUGCUGGAGCAGGUUGGAACCGGGAAGGAGUCCCUGAGCUUCAUGAAAAGACGCAUACGCAGGCUGUCAGCGGAGUGGGCCUCUGCUGCCCGCCGACUGGAUGAGAAACUCCGCAGCCACCAGAGAGAACAGAAAAGGAUUCUAGUCCAUGUGGGCUUUCUGACUGAGGAGUCUGGGGACGUUUUCAGUCCCAAGGUGCUGAAAGGAGGUCCCCUGGGUGAGAUGGUGCAAUGGGCUGACAUUCUCACUGCUCUCCAUGUUCUUGGUCACGAUGUCAAGAUCUCGGUUUCUCUUAAGGAAUUGCAUGGCUCCCAGAUCAGCUUCUGGGCUUAUGAGGCGUGUUCAACAGCUGCUGCUUAUGAAGUGCGUCCCGCGUGUCAGAUGCUCAGAAGCUCGCAAGGAAGACUUGAUUGUAACCUGGAGCUCUGGAAGAACUCAUCAUCAGAAAACCUGCCUGCCUGCUCUCAGAAGCCAAACCUGAGAAUCAAACUGUCUGAACCAGCCUGCCUGUUCUCAAGGAGAGAAACUCAAGGACUGGACACCAACAAGUCAGAAGUCAAGCCCUGCCGCUGCCUAGCCCUCUGCCGAUCCUCUGUCUCUGGAUCCUUCUGGUUCCCUCCCUCUGACGCUCAGCUUGAACCACAGAUCAGUGAAUCCUGUGUGACCCGCUCCGUAUCUGUUUCCAGAAUCUGA
Messenger RNA from Cyprinodon variegatus (sheepshead minnow), 1678 nucleotides. Its product is annotated as alpha-1,6-mannosylglycoprotein 6-beta-N-acetylglucosaminyltransferase B-like. Gene Ontology annotation, molecular function: alpha-1,6-mannosylglycoprotein 6-beta-N-acetylglucosaminyltransferase activity. Gene Ontology annotation, biological process: protein N-linked glycosylation. The record is from RefSeq and is a predicted model, not a curated record. Gene Ontology annotation, cellular component: Golgi apparatus. Lineage: Eukaryota; Metazoa; Chordata; Actinopteri; Cyprinodontiformes; Cyprinodontidae. The transcript has 10 exons. Bases 281 to 1678 code for a protein of 465 amino acids.